Molecule: messenger RNA, 600 nt
Organism: Aplosporella prunicola CBS 121167
Lineage: Eukaryota; Fungi; Ascomycota; Dothideomycetes; Botryosphaeriales; Aplosporellaceae
Exons: 2
Coding region: 1-600 (199 amino acids)
Source: RefSeq, a predicted model, not a curated record
AUGCUCAACGUAAAGAAGCUCAGCGACCUGCUGGCCAAGAAUGUGGACCCCAAACUUUACCCUCGCAUGUUCGUCAUGUCGCCAAACGGAACUCUAUUGGCUUACUCUACUCCGGCAAAUAUCAAGGAGCUCAGAGACCAGGCCGCCCUGAUUUCUAUGACCUGGAAAGAGCAAGAAGCUAAAUUCGACUCGCCUGACGGGGAAGCAAGCUCAUCCAAGCUCCUGGAAACCCUGACAAUCGAGUUCGACAACAACAACCUGAUCGUGCGUGCUAUUCAACCCAAGCUUCUCCUUGUCCUUGUUGGUGGUGUUCCACCCGGCCGGAAGCAAUCUUUCAAAGUCACGCCUGAAGCCCAAGGCGACCCGCGUUACCCGCCAGCCGCAGAGCCGUCACCUUCUCAGCCGCCUUCAGUCAUCGGAUCCCCGGAAGCGCCUUCAUCAGCCUCAAUCGCUGAAAGUCAUCUCAGCAUACGCGAGAAAGAUCUCAAGUUAGGAGCAUUGCACAUCCAACGCAAGAAGAUCGAUUCGAUGACCAGGUUCAUUCGACGGGAUUUCGAGCGGAAGGGCUUCGUCAUGCCUGACGACGUGAGCUUUCCCUAG